AUGGAGUGGGCGUCGUGUGCAUUGAAACUGGCGUUCCUGUUCGUCGCGCUCUCGUGCAUUCUCCGGAAGUCAAACCAAGCUCUGUUGGCUUCGAUCACCGCGGCGGUCCUUGAAUACGAAUCAUGCGAAUCGCCAAAAUCUGCACCUACUUUUGUCACAUUUUUGGGAAGUUACGAAGUUUUCUUGAGUUUCAGAGGGCCAGAUACCCGGAAGGGAUUCACAGAUUGCCUCUUUACCAGCCUCACAGAAAAGGGGAUCAGUGUUUUCAGAGACAAUGAAGAGCUCCCUGUUGGAGGAAAGAUCAAGCUGUCACUCACUGAGGCGAUCAAGCAGUCGAAGAUAGCCAUACCCAUCAUCUCCAAGGAUUAUGCUUCAAGCAAAAGCUGUCUCAUGGAGCUGCAGCAAAUGUUAGAGUGCAGAGAGAACAAAGAGCAAAUGAUCAUUCCCAUAUUCUAUGAUGUCGAUUGCUCUGAUGUAAAACACCUUAAGGGUUCUUUUGGGAAGUCCUUUUAUGAACUUGUUAAGAAUGAGGGAAUUGGUAGAGAGAGGAUCAAUGCGUGGAAGAAGGCUCUCCGAGAUAUUGGAGAAGUAAGAGGGUUGAACUUGGCUGAAAUGAAUGGUGGGCAUCAUGGCAAGCUUAUACAGCUAGUCGUCUCAGAUGUCUGGCAACGAUUAAAGAAGCGUGGCCUAGUCGUGACUGAAUAUCUAGUUGGGAUCAACCGUCAUGUAGAAGAGGUUAUGAGGAAGCUUAAUGUUGAUUUUUGUGAUGGACAAGCUGUUGAAACAUUUGGCCACAAGAAAUGUGUUGUUGCAAUAUGUGGUAUGCCUGGGGUUGGCAAAACUACUCUUGCAAAGGUUGUCUACAACCGACUCUACCAUCUCUUUGAUGGUUUUGCCUAUCUCGAGAAUGUUCAAGAAAGGUAUACCCAGGUGGCAGGGCUUAAGACUUUGCGAAUUGAUUUAGUUUCUCAACUAGUAAAUAAGGGGAGUCAAGGUUUCGGUACUUCUGAUGAGGUUACGCUCUUUAUCAAACACAGAUUCAGCAAUAUGAAGGUUCUCAUUUUUCUUGAUGACGUGGGUGACCCUGAACAGCUUGUUCAGAUUGCGGGUGAGCUUACAGAUUAUGGUCCUGGAAGCAGAAUUAUUGUGACAUCUAGAAAGCAAGAUGUUCUUACAAAGGUCAAAGUAGCAGAUCAAAAAUACGAGGUUGAGGCAAUGGAAGAAGGUGAAGCUCUUCAACUUUUUUGUAAGCAUGCAUUUGGUAAGGAUUUCAUCAGAGAGAUUGACCAUACUCUUUCGAGUGCCAUUAUAACAGCUACUGGUGGGCUUCCUUUAGCUCUUGAAGUGGUGGGUUCUUUCUUAUUUUCAAAAUCAAAAGAAGUGUGGGAAGAUACAUUGAAGAAAUUCAAACAUGCUCCUCACAAGAAAGUUGAAAAAGUAUUGAAGAUGUGUUAUGAAGAUUUAGAUGAAAAUCAGAAAAAGAUAUUCCUGGAUAUAGCAUGUUUUUUUAUUGGCAAAGAUAAGAGAAUUGCCAUUUACAUGUGGGAGGACUGUGAAUUUUACCCUCACGAGGGCAUUGAAGCUCUUCUUGUUAGGUUUUUGGUUAAAGUUGGAGAGAACAACGAGCUGUGGAUGCAUGACCAAUUAAGAGACUUUGGUAGGGACAUAGUACAGAAGGAGAACCCCGAAGAACCUUGCAGGCGAAGCAGAUUGUGGAAUCACAAGGAAGCAUUAGCCAUGCUAAAGGAAAGGAAGGGCACUGAAAAGGUUCAAGCCCUUGGAAUCAUGUUUGAUCAUGGAACUGACGUUUGUUUCACGUGCGAAGCAUUUUAUCCUCUCUGGAAUUUGAGGUUCCUUAAACUGGACUGUGCAAAUAUUGAAGGCAAUCUUCAGAAUCUUCUUCCAAAUUUAAGAUGGUUGGAUUGGCAAGUAUGCCCUGAAAAGACCUUGGGACUUCCUUAUUUCAAUGUUGAACACUUGCUCAUUCUUGAUCUGUCAUGGAGCCGGAUAAAUCAAGGUUGGAGAGGUUGGGAGCUGAUAAGAGAGAAGGCGAAGAAAUUGAAAGUUUUGAACCUAACGGGGUGUCCUGAGUUACUUGAAUCUCCAGAAUUCCCUGCUCCAAUUAAACUAGAAAGAUUGAUUCUGGAAGCUUGUUCCAAAUUAUCCUUGAUUAGCCCAUCCAUUAGCAAUCUAAGCAGCUUAGUUUCCUUAAAUAUGAAGUCUUGUAAUUUGGACCAGUUGCCAGAUCUGGGUUUCGCGAAGGCUUUAAAAGAGCUUGUGAUCGAUGGGACUUUUAUUGAUACAAUUCGUUUCCGAGAAGGUUCUAUGGAACAACUUGAAACUCUCAGUGCUUGCAAGUGUGAAAGGUUAGAACAAAUAUAUGAGAUUGAUCACUUACGAUCUCUUUCUAAUCUUGCACUGGAUGGAGCUGCUAUAAAGACCCUCCCAGUUUCCAUUGGGUCACUGAAGAAACUUCGAUGCCUAUCUUUAAGGAGCUGUCAGAAAUUAACUGAAAUUCCACGAUCCACUGGAAAGCUCAAGGAACUGCAGUUUAUGGACCUGUCAAACACGGGAGUUGACGAAUUGCCCCAUUCAGUCAAGCAUUUGGACAAUUUGAAAGUGCUAAAGAUGGAAUUUACUCGCAUAGGGAAAUUUCCUGAAGCAAUACAAAAUCUGCCAAAGUUGGAAGAGAUAGAUUUUUCUCGCUGCUGGAAUUUGGAGAUUCAGAUGGACUGUGAUCUUGCAGGAUUAUCCUCUUUGAGAGUUUUGAAAUUAUCAUAUACCCGAAUUUUUCACUUGCCUGAGAGCAUUUGUUGCCUCUCAAAUCUCCAAAUGCUUGAAUUGCGUAACUGCAAGAAGCUUCAGGAGCAUAAGAGUAUUCAAUUUUUGAAGUAUUGCGACAGCCAUGGCGGAGUUGGAUUGGAUCUUGGCGAUGGCUAUGGCUAUAUAUCAAAAUCACAAGCCGCCCCUGUAUUUGAGACUUGCGACUACCACAACGGAGUGGAAUCGCAUCCUGAGUGCAGACUUUGCUCCCUUGGCAACUGUGUUAAUUGCCACGUCCAUGUUGAUGAUUCUGAUGGCAACAAUUGUUGUGAAGGCGAUGGCGAUUGUUGUACAUCCGAAUCACAAACUACCCCUGUACUCGAGGCUAGCAACAGCCUUGGUGCCACAGACCUCAAAUGCUAUGUGCCCGCGGCAACUGAGUCAACUGUUGAUUUGGCAAUUGUGAUGCCCGUGUGCCAAAAUCAUAUACCGCUCCAGUACUCAAGCACAGUGAUGGCAGCGGCUGUGUGA
Messenger RNA from Eucalyptus grandis, 3294 nucleotides. Its product is annotated as disease resistance protein RPV1-like. Gene Ontology annotation, biological process: defense response; signal transduction. Gene Ontology annotation, molecular function: ADP binding. Lineage: Eukaryota; Viridiplantae; Streptophyta; Magnoliopsida; Myrtales; Myrtaceae. Bases 1 to 3294 code for a protein of 1097 amino acids. The record is from RefSeq and is a predicted model, not a curated record. The transcript is spliced from 6 exons.